UUGAAUUGAGGAGGCGGAAAGGGCACUGAGUGUCACUCUAAAUAGUGUUAAUAUAUUCAUAUCAUAUUGGGUUCGUUUUUUUCAAUUUGCAUGCAACAAAAAAAUUUCCGGGAAAAUUUCUGGGUAUGGGAAAGCGCUCCUUUCAAGAAUCUCUAAAAGCUCUGGAAGCUGAUAUUCAGUAUGCUAAUACCCUGUAUGUCUCUCUCUUCUUAUCUCUCAAUUUUUAUCUAUUUUUUUUUGUUUUUUUUGGGGCAUUAGGCCAUCCAAGGGAUAAAGAUGGAGGAUGCUAUCAGAUGAGGCUAUCAUACGGUCCAGCAGCCCCAAUUUUCCUCUUUCUUGUUCAGUGGACAGAUUACCGUCUGGCUGGUGCUCUGGGUUUGCUGAGGAUUCUAAUUUAUGUGACUUAUGGAAAUGGGAAGACUACUAUGUCAAUAUAUGAAAGGAAAGCAAGCAUUAGACAAUUUUACACUGUUAUAUUUCCUGCUUUAUUACAACUUCAGAAAGGUAUCACAGAUUUGGAGGAAAGGAAACAGAAAGAAGUAUAUGAUGUUAGAUACCGAAGGAAGAUUGAGUUCGAAGAGAGUAGACAAUCUGAAAUUGACAUUGAAAGAGAAGAGGAAUGCGGGGUUUGCUUGGAGGUUAAAGCAAAAGUUGUGCUGCCUAAUUGCUGCCACUAUAUGUGCUUGAAGUGCUACAGAGAUUGGUGUGUAAGGUCUCAGUCUUGCCCCUUUUGCCGGGAUAGCCUGAAGAGAGUAAACUCUGGGGACCUUUGGAUUUACACAGACAAGAAUGAUAUUGUUGAUGUUGGGACAAUUUUCAAAGAGAAUUGUAAGAUGCUGUUUAUGUACUUAGAGAAGUUGCCUCUUAUUGUUCCAGACCCCAGACAUGUGUCCUAUGAUCCAUUUAUAAGGUGAGGAUU
Molecule: messenger RNA, 919 nt
Organism: Gastrolobium bilobum
Lineage: Eukaryota; Viridiplantae; Streptophyta; Magnoliopsida; Fabales; Fabaceae
Product: E3 ubiquitin-protein ligase AIRP2-like
Exons: 5
Coding region: 126-914 (262 amino acids)
Biological process (GO): protein ubiquitination
Molecular function (GO): ubiquitin protein ligase activity
Source: RefSeq, a predicted model, not a curated record